This is a messenger RNA of Mya arenaria, 4183 nucleotides long. Its product is annotated as type-1 angiotensin II receptor-associated protein-like. Gene Ontology annotation, biological process: angiotensin-activated signaling pathway. The record is from RefSeq and is a predicted model, not a curated record. The transcript has 7 exons. NCBI's taxonomy places the organism in Eukaryota, Metazoa, Mollusca, Bivalvia, Myida, Myidae. The coding region runs from base 97 to 654 and encodes 185 amino acids. Gene Ontology annotation, cellular component: plasma membrane.
UUUAGAGAUGACGAGUGACCUUAAACUUUGUUAUGAAGCUCGUGAUGCUGCGUAAUGCAAGCAAAACAACGUUGACAACACAGUGACAUUUUCGAGAUGAAUCCUCCACAAAUAACGCUUAAAUUGCUGGUAUUUUUUCACUUCGUACUAACAGUAUGGGCAAGUCAGAAUGGUUUCCUUGGAUUGUCAUACGUCUACAUGAAUCUGUUUGUGUUGUCACUGGGUGUGUGGAGUAUAGUCCAUCAUGAGUCAGCAGAGCCCGUCUUCAUGUUUCUCAUUUGUCAUGUGUUUUCCAUACUACAAGACAUCAUCUUGCUGGGUAUCAAUGAACCACGUGGUUACAAUGCAUAUGAGCAAGGCGGAAGAAUUGACCAAACAACAAGGAAUGAAUAUCGAUUUUCUUUAGGUAUGAGUAUUGUCAACCUGAUCAUCAAGCCUGUAACAGCGUUCCUUGUUUACCGCAUCUACCGGGAGAGAGGGGGCAGUUAUGGAGACUUUACCAUCCCUGGCGUUGGCAAUUUGCCCUCAUUCAACAUAGGUGGAAGUCCCUCUCAUGGACCAUAUGAAAACAUAGACACGCCCCCUACAGCCCCAGCCCCUACAGAUGAAGAACAGGCCUAUAACCAGCCGUAUAAUUCACAGGAAAAACAUUGAUCAAGGAAGAUCAAGGCUGUGUGUAAGACCUGAGACGGACAUACUAAAUUACAUGUAUGUUUAGUGAAACAGAAAGGAUUUUAAACCUCAUAAUUAGCAUGAAAAGAAAAUUAAAAAAAGAAAAAGUAUUUGGUUCUUUAUACUGAGGUUUAAGGUUAUGGUUACACGGUUCUUUUUUUGUAUGAUAAUCAUAACAUUGAAUAAAAUAAGAUUCAGAAAUAGCAAAAUUUCACCCAUGUGUCUAAACAGUAAGGCUAGACAAAAGCCUUGAUUUUGCCAUGUUUUAUUGUUAAAGAUAUGUUUAAUGUAAUUAGUUGUUAAACUGAUAUAUGUGUAAUUUAGUAUGUUUCAAAUGAUGUGCUGUCAGCAUUUUAGGAUAUUGACUCAUGUCACAAAAUUAAAAUCUAAUUAGCUGCUGUUUUAUGCAAAGAGCCUGUGUUCUUAAGGUCUAUGUGAUAAGCAGAAAAUACUAAAUACUGGUCAUGUACAAGAUGGAGUAUGUUGUUGGGUUUUUAUUAAUUAAACAGAUACUAAUAGAAUUGUUUUUGCAAGAAUACUGUUAUGUUGAUGUAUGUGUCUUAUGUGAUCGAAGGAAAUUGAAAUACUUUUUUUUUCAAGCUUUUCUAUUCAUUCUGAAGAACAUACAUGUGUAUCCUUUAUCUAUAAACAGUGCAAUAUUCAGUGUCAUAAUAUGUGUACCUAUAUCACAGUUUUGUGCCAUUGUAGAUGACAGUAGAUUUAAAACCAAAGUUUUGUGUGCUUACUGACAUAAAUAUGCGGAUAAAAAUAUAUUUGUGAAACUUGCUUGUGUUUACACAAGAAGAAAUCAUACAUGUGAAAGAUAAAUUCAACUAUUCUUGCAUUUCAAACAUAAAAUGCAUUUCUCAGUGCUUGAUGCACCUUCAGUUCAAGACAGUAUGAACCCGGUAUCAAGUGAAGAUAGUUCAUACGAAAAAUACUCUGCAAGAUACUGUAAGUUACAGGGUUAGUAGGUGACCCGAUAUGGGAUAAACGGGGCAGAGAAAACCAUAUCCGGUGAGAGCGAAACUUGAACCAGAAUAUGGUUUCCUGCGCCCCGUAUAUCCCAUAUUGGGUCACCUACUUACCCCGUAACAUCUAUAUCACGUCAACAACCUGUUUACAUGCUUAAAUGUAUCAUUGAUUUUGGAAUAUUCAUCGAAAUUGGAAAAUAGCCACCAUUUUGGUACAAAUAAAUUUGGUGACCCAAUAUGGAAAAAUAUGGGGUCACCGCGUGACCAGUCCUGGACCAAUAGCAUUGCAUCAUUCAUGUUGAGAGGCGUGGUAUCGAUCCAUUUUUAGCUUACCAUAGGUGAGGUGCUGCAUCAACUCACCUCUGUUUGAUAUUUAUAAUAAGGUAUGUAAUGAAUGCAAGAACAUGUUCUAUUUAACACUUACUCAUCAACCAAAUAGUAACCCAAAUAUUUUAAUUGUUAACACAUAAUUAUGUUUAUUCACUCUUAUAAGGAGAUUUAAUACAACCAUUUUGAUUAUCAUUCAUUUUUUCCUGUUCAUUGUUUGAAUCACUCACAUUUUGAGAUGAUUGGAUAUUCUCUUGUUUACUGGAUGACAUUCCAUGAACUUGCUAUCCCUGUACAGUUUUAUGUAAGUGUGUUUUUGUGUUUUUAAAAGUGAAUGUAUUGUCGUAGCUUUGUCCUCACUGUGGCUAUUUGUGUCAUGUGACAAAUUAAAUGUUGGCCUUAACGGAAGCUGUAAAUAAUAUUGAAAUGGUAAUGAAAUUUGGUACAUUUGUUAGCAAUGGCAAUACACAUUUCGUGGGCAUUGUGCAAGGUGGUUGUAACUUAAUCUAGAAAUAGAAAGCUUUACAACCGUCUUGUGCUAUGUCAUGGAUUUGUGAAGCAACACCUAUUACUGGCUAAACUAUAUUUUAUUCUUGUUCAAGCGAGAUAUAAUGGCCAAUUUGGCAAUUGUAGGCUGAUGUUAAGGAUGCACUUGUGUAACACAUGUCUAAGACAGUCUUGUGCCCUUAACCAUCCACUAACAUCUUCAGUCGCGAGCUUGACACUCUACAUGGCAUAUACAAUUUGUAUGGAAAAUUUAUUAGAUUUUUUUUUAAAUGUACCUUUUUCAAAAAGUGAUUAUUUUCCAUCCAUUCCAAGUGAUGGUGUAUGCAGAGUUUUUGUAUUAAAAUUUGAUGUAAUAGAUCAUGUACGCCAUUUUAAAGAUGUGUAGUGUAGUUUUCUAAAUUUUCUUAAUUAAUAGCUUUAUAUAUUUCGGGUUUUCUGGUUAUUUUUAUUUAAUAAUGAUGUUGUUAUUUUACACAUAUAUACUACCUUUGGUGGUGUGAUUCUUUAUAAAUGUUUAUUAUCAGUGAUCUAUGGUUCAACAUUCCAUGUGGUCUUCUUAUUCUAUUAUUGUGUUUGUUUACACAUAUUUCUACUUUACAGUAGACAUCCCAUGUAUCUAUUUGCAAAAAGUGUAUGUUUGUGCUAUGUUUUUGCACCACGUAAUCCAGGUAUGGGUACAUUUUACAAGUUGAGAAUGACAGGUACAAUCGCACAAGAAAUUAAAUUUACAUUAGUAUCAGAGAGCAAACAUGUGCAGGUUUAAAGCAAAAAAAUGCAAAUGACUUUUGAACUGAGCUCUAACUAUAGGUGUACAUGUAUGUGUACCUGUAUGUAGCUGUAUGUGUAUGUGUACAUGUAUGUGAAAAUGUAUGUGUACAUGAAUACAUGUUUGUGUACAUAUAUGUGUACCUGUAUGUGUACUGGAAUGUUUCACAGCCUUUCUGUUGUUUACUAGUUGUAGUAAUGUAAGUUCGUAUGGUAUUGAAUGUAAUUUGCAAACAAUGAUCAAUUGUAAUGUACAACAGAUUGUAGAGGAGCCAAGUCGUUCUAAAAAAAUCACCAAAGUACUUAAUUCAAUUCUCGAUCUCAACUCAUUUUAAGACAUUACUGUGUCAUGAGUCAACGUUUUAUAUUUACCUCCCUUUAAAUUGACUACAUUAUGUUGAUAGAAAUAUUUAGUCAAUAUUUUGCAAAAAUAAUUUCAGAAUAAAGAUUGUACAUGAAUUCAAUUUAUUAUUUUGGAGUUAUCCAAACUACAUUUAUUGGAACAAAAUAAUUAGAAUAUUGAGAAAUAAUGUUUAUCAACAUAAUGGCUAUGAGUGAGAGAGUUUUUUGACAAUAAAACAUAACUCAUAAUGAAAAGUAUCAUCCUGUAAUGUGGAAAAGUGAGUUGAGCAUGAGAAAUGACUGGAGUAUUUUUGUAUGGGGCCUGGUAUCAUCAGUACAGUUGUGAAGAACAAACUGGUCAAUUCAUAGAUACUCAUUGUCACCAUAUCUAUAUCAAAUUUCUUAAUAUUUUGUUUCAUUGUUUUGUUACAACAAACAUUAUACUUAAAUUAGCUCUCUGAAAAUGUUUGCAAUUUUGUGUUGUGUAUAUGAGAUCAAAUAAUAACCUGUGCAAUUGCUUUCUGUGAUAGUGACUUCUGGCAUGUACUAUAUACAUGUACAACUCUACUGGAGUAACAAAUAAAACUAUUGGUGAC